CGUUGACAAAUUCUCGAGUAUUGUAGUCCUACGUACAGUACUGUACAUACUACCAUGCAACACCCAAUUUGCAAUACAAUAAAAAAUCCUGGUUGGUGUUCACAAUAUCGUUACCAGUUGUUCGCGUUUGUUCAUACAGUAUCAACUCAUUUACUUCACCUUUGCUUCUUCGACAUCUUCCUGGGGCGUCGGGCUUUCCGAGCUCAACGGGACCUUCUCCAGCUGCGCCUCUUCGUCAUCUAUGUCCGUUGAUCGUUGUCUUCUCUUUCGACACAACAGCGUCGCCACGCCCACCAGGACGAGCGCACUGAUGGCGCCCGCGGCCAGGGCGACCCCCGCCACUUUGGUUUUGUCUUGGACGAUGUCGUGCAUCACGCCUUGAGCCAUCGACGACAAACUCGUUUCGUUGGUUGGGGGGCGGACGUAGUGCAGCGGUUGCGCAUCAAAGCGCGCUUUUUCAUGGGGGGACUCACACACCCCGACCCCCGACUUGGCGUCGACCGUGAGCCAGUUGAUCAAGACCCCCCAUCGAUCCUCCCACCCACACUCGGUGAGUCGCAGCGCCGGGGCUUUGUCUGUGACACUGUUCGGUGGCUCCAACAAGAGCGAAAACUUGCCAGCCAGCGCCACGAGAUCCCGCAGCCGACAGUCGGCGUGUGCGACAACGUGAUAUGUGCCGUUCCAAGUCUCGACAAACACAGGUUCGGCUUUAAACAAUGUGCACACGUCGUAGUUAUCGCGGUAGUGCGCAAACGCGUCGUUCAUGGCAGCCCACACAUGUUCUGGGGCGGACGGGACGACUUGCCAGCCAAGUUCGGGGGGUGGAAUCGUGAUCGUUGUUGGAGCCGCCGUCGGGUGACUGGAAGGGGGGGUAUGGUAUUUGAGUGGGGGGGUGGCUGGUGAUGGCGACGUUGUCGCAUGAAAUGUGGUAGCUGGGAGGGUGGAGCUAUGGGGUUUGGUCCAUUCCGGAGUGUUGGCCGGUGGAUGCUUCUUGGUGUGACGUGGCGAGGUGUCUGGCGUUGUGGAAGGAUGAGAUGGGGCAACGAUCGUGGCAUCGGACAACGACGAGUUAACUGGCGCGGACGACGCAUUGGUGGAAUUGAUGCUGGCAAGAUGGAGUCGGCCUAUUGGUGGCGAAGUGGUUGACCGAACUGAGGACGGGUGGACCACGAUGGUAGCGUCGUGAGUUGCGAUGCCACCGGUCGAAGGCGGCGGCGGGAUUGGCGUCGCAAAUAACACGACGGCGAACGACUCGUCGUCGACGUCGUCCUCAUCUUCAUAAUCGUUCUCGUUGUCAUCAAGAUCGUCGUCGACUAGGUCCCCGGGACACGGGUCGAACUUGCAGUGGAGUUCCUUGUUGCGGUAGACUUUCGUUCCGUCGUCGCACACUUGGUGGUCACGCUUGCAAUGUUUGCUCUUCUUCGCCAUGUCCUCUGCAUCCACGCCAGACAAGGCCACCAACGCCACCACCGUCAUCAGCUUGACCCAGCUUAGCAUUAUUUGUCGUGCCAGCAAUGAAAAAUGCAACGUGGUUGUCGUUGGCGCGAC
Aphanomyces astaci is the source of this 1548-nucleotide messenger RNA. RefSeq lists its product as hypothetical. Lineage: Eukaryota; Oomycota; Saprolegniomycetes; Saprolegniales; Verrucalvaceae. The transcript has a single exon. Bases 460 to 903 code for a protein of 147 amino acids. The record is from RefSeq and is a predicted model, not a curated record.